AUGCAUGGUAUAAGAGUACUCAAUGGUAGAGGGGCCACCGACAAUGGUGCUGGUGCUGUCAAGGCCGCAGUUUGUCGCCUUUACAUCAGGGCAGUGAAUAGCAAGAGUAGUCGCGCCGCACUUCACAGCAACAAUAGAGCCUUCAAGAGGCUGAGGAUCGAACAUGGGGAGGGGGAAUUCAACGGUCGUAGUCUGGGCCGCAAUAGAAUUGGGCAGGAAGGGCUAAACAGCCCCGGAGUAUCUCAUUGCUGGAAAACGGGGGACCGUCUUCCACCUUUCAUUGUUACCGCUGGCGUCAACAAGCUCAACGGUAACGACGAUGCUUCUGCUACCGAGGCCGCUGGCUCUGAGGCUACUUCUGCCGAUAAGCCCAAGGACACUGGUGCCAAGGCCACUGAUACCGCUGACGCUACUACUGCUUCUUCUGAUGCUGCUGCCACUCCCGUAAGCUCCGACAAUGCUGCUGGCCCUAUGAUUACCCAGAAUGUUGUUCUGGCUGCGGCUGCUGUUGUUGGUGGUGCUGCUAUGUUGCUGUAG
This is a messenger RNA of Fusarium tjaetaba, 537 nucleotides long. RefSeq lists its product as uncharacterized. The coding region runs from base 1 to 537 and encodes 178 amino acids. The transcript has a single exon. The record is from RefSeq and is a predicted model, not a curated record. Lineage: Eukaryota; Fungi; Ascomycota; Sordariomycetes; Hypocreales; Nectriaceae.